Molecule: messenger RNA, 237 nt
Organism: Clunio marinus
Lineage: Eukaryota; Metazoa; Arthropoda; Insecta; Diptera; Chironomidae
Source: the annotation of a GenBank genome assembly
AUGUUGAAAGCGACAUCUGACGGCAAAAAAUUGCGUCGUGUUUAUGAUGUACUCAGUCAUCAUUUCCGACUUUGGUACGUUCGCGCGGAUUUGACCUCCCAUACAAAACACACAGAAAAAAUUUCUCCGUGUCAGAUAAUCGAUCGUAGCGCCGCCACUAAAACUUGUUUUCCUCACUCCCUGAUAAAAAAAUCACUCCCUGAUAUUGCGAUGGCAGCGCCGCCAAUGGUUGCAUAA